AUGAAAGUACUGUUAGUGUUGAGUUUUGCGGUUUUAAAUAUCGCGAGUGAUAAUAGUGCUGAGGAAGACGUAAUAAACAUGUGCAGUAAUUCUUCCAGCUAUGAAAGUUACACGAAGAACAUCACACAAAACUGUGGCUGUGAAAAGAACAGACCGUGCAUCAGGAAGUGCUGCCAGAAAGGUUUUUAUUUACAACACUACGAAGAUGCGUUCGAGAACGUGUUCGAGAGCGUUUGUAUCAAGAAGGAAUCUCAUUCCUUCAACUUGCCCAUAUAUACCAGACGCGAAAAUAUUUAUAAUUUGACCCUAGAGGAUAAUUUCAUGAUUGGUAUGCUGAACUGUGAGAACGACGAUUGGCAGUAUUUCAAAAUGAACAACAGUGACAUAAGAGAAAGGGUAUAUAUACAGGAGAAUGGCAGUUUGUAUUAUCCUGCUUCCCGAUAUAAAAUCUACGACAGCAGCAGGUAUUGUGUUGAUGAAGAGGAUGGUCUGACGAUUAUUUUGUGUUACACGAGCACACAACCGAGCGUAUGUGCCUUGAGAAUAGUUAACUCUGUAGGCAGGAUUAUAUCUAUACCAUUUUUGCUAAUAUCAUUCUUAGUGUUUGCAAUUAUACCCGAGUCAAGUCUUCAUAAGAAAGCUCUAAUGAGUUAUGUCUUGACGUUAUUCCUUGCCUAUACAUUUCUGCUAAUAGUACAACUUUAUCCUGAGAAGUUCGAUGAAAACUUUGUAUGUCCUGCGCUAGGAUAUUUUAUAAUAUUUUUCUUCUUAUCAUCAUUCUGUUGGAUGAACGCUAUGUGUCUUGAUAUGUGGUUUGCUUUUAGAGAUAUGAGAGACAUUACUGGCAGAAAGCUUACAGAGAGAAAAAGAUUUUUAAUGUAUUUCGCCUAUGCUGUAGUUGUCCCAUUUUUGCAUAUUCUAGUUGUAUUUUUAAUAAACAAAUUCGGCGAAAAAGGAUCAGUUUAUUUUCCAGGAAUUGGUUAUGGAAAAUGUUUCGUGGGAGAUGGUUUACCAGAUUUGUUGUACUUCUAUGGGCCGAUGGCGAUUCUGAUUAUUGUAAAUGUCACUUUAUUCAUUUUGACCGCUGUAAAGAUCCAAAGAAUUAAGAAGGAGACUUCCAUGCUGAAACAAUCCGAUAGCAAGAGGCACUCUUAUGAAGAUGACAAAAAGAAAUUUAACCUGCAUGUGAAGUUGCUAUUCGCCAUGGGUAUUACCUGGACUGUGGAUAUAAUAGCAUGGGCUAUUAAGUGGCCAGGUGGUUGCGAGUCUGACUGGUGUCUUUUGCAUUUCUGCAAUGCUAUAUACGGCAUAUUCAUUUUCUUCAUAUUCGUCUUCAAGAAGAAGAUCUUGCAGUCCCUUAAAAAACGGUACUACGAAUUAAUUGGAAAAAAUCCCAAACAACUCGGUCCAGUAACUACUCCCCCACGAAAAUUGGCCUCAGCGACCACUGUUCAAGUGAAUUCAACAACGGAAGAUGAAAGGAAAGAAUGUUGCAUCAAAAUUAAAUUGUGUUUUACUUAGUGAUAACAAGGUGUCAUAGUUUAUUUAAAUUUUCCUCUUUAUGUUUUAUUAGACAUUUUUACUUAUCACAAAGUACAACAAUUAAUGAUUUUGUACUCAAAUAAA
Molecule: messenger RNA, 1626 nt
Organism: Anoplophora glabripennis (Asian longhorned beetle)
Lineage: Eukaryota; Metazoa; Arthropoda; Insecta; Coleoptera; Cerambycidae
Product: G-protein coupled receptor Mth2-like
Exons: 7
Coding region: 1-1521 (506 amino acids)
Biological process (GO): cell surface receptor signaling pathway; G protein-coupled receptor signaling pathway
Cellular component (GO): membrane
Molecular function (GO): G protein-coupled receptor activity
Source: RefSeq, a predicted model, not a curated record